Messenger RNA from Magallana angulata, 3389 nucleotides. Its product is annotated as serine/threonine-protein phosphatase 2A regulatory subunit B'' subunit gamma-like. The record is from RefSeq and is a predicted model, not a curated record. Bases 198 to 1562 code for a protein of 454 amino acids. Gene Ontology annotation, cellular component: spindle; centrosome. Gene Ontology annotation, biological process: positive regulation of B cell differentiation; microtubule cytoskeleton organization; cortical cytoskeleton organization. The transcript is spliced from 13 exons. NCBI's taxonomy places the organism in Eukaryota, Metazoa, Mollusca, Bivalvia, Ostreida, Ostreidae.
AUGAAAGUGGAUUGAGUUAUUUCCCUUAGAGGGUUUACGGUGUCGCUGCUUUGAGUUUCCAAGCAGUUGACCAAUGAGAUGCCUGGACAUGAAAUAAGAGAGGGAAUGAAAAUAAAGAAAAUGGCAUUGACAGUAUUUUGUGAGGAUAUAAAGAGAAUGGAAUCGGGCUUAUUAUGAAGUAGAUUUAUUUAGCUAAAAUGACAUUGACGGCUUUGGAAAGAAAGUUUGAAAUGGAAUUGAAGAAAGUGUUGAGAAAAUUUGUGGAGAACCACAAAAAAAAGAAAGGGUCUGAUCUUAGCAUAGCAAAGGCUGAAGAAUCUGCUUUAUUUACAAAAUAUUACUCAGAAUGGAAAGGAAUUGACAAUACGUACAAGAAUGAACCAGCCUUGUAUGUCAAACUUCCUUCAGAGGAUGAACCAUUGAUGCUGAAAUUAAGAGAAGAAUCCAGAGCUGUGUUUCUGCAAAGAAGAAGUCGAGAGCUACUCGAUAAUGAUGAAUUACAGAGACUGUGGUUUCUGCUGGACCAGCACCACACUCCCCCCAUUGUGGGGGAGGACCAGAUGAUUAAUUAUGAAGACUUUCUCAAAGUUGGGGAGGAAGCUGGACCUAAAUGCAGGCAGUUCUUUACAGCCUCUGUGUUCACCAAACUCCUUCAGAUGGACCCCUAUGGCAGGAUCUCCAUCAUGCAGUUCUUUAACUAUGUCAUGAGGAAGGUCUGGCUCCAUCAAACAAGGAUUGGUCUGUCUCUCUAUGAUGUCGCUGGUCAGGGAUAUCUCAAAGAAUCGGAUCUAGAAAAUUACAUUUUAGAGCUGAUUCCAACACUGCCUCAGCUGAAUGGGUUAGAGAAAUCUUUCUACUCAUUCUAUGUGUGUACUGCUGUCAGAAAAUUCUUCUUUUUUUUGGAUCCCAUGAGGACUGGUCGAAUCAAAAUCCAAGACAUCCUUGCUUGCAGUUUUCUAGAUGAUUUAUUAGAGCUUCGGGAUGAGGAUUUAUCGACAGAGAUGCAGCAAUCUAACUGGUUCUCUGCCCCCUCGGCCCUGCGUGUAUAUGGACAGUAUCUCAACCUGGACAAAGAUCACAAUGGCAUGCUCAGUAAAGAGGAGUUGGCCAGGUAUGGAACAGGUACCCUCACUCAGGUGUUUCUAGAUCGAGUUUUUCAAGAGUGCCUUACAUAUGAAGGAGAAAUGGACUACAAGACUUACCUGGACUUUGUGCUUGCUUUGGAGAAUCGAAGGGAGCCACAGUCCCUUCGUUACUUGUUCAGAAUCCUGGAUGUCAAACACGUGGGAUAUCUCAAUGUCUUCUCACUGAAUUUCUUCUUCAGAGCUAUACAAGAGCAAAUGAAAAUUCAUGGUCAGGAACCAGUUUCUUUUCACGAUGUGAAAGAUGAAAUCUUUGACAUGGUCAAACCUAAGGAUCCUAUACAUAUAACACUCAGAGAUCUCAUCAACUGUGGUAAGGGAGACACAGUGGUGAGCAUACUCAUUGAUCUGAAUGACUUCUGGACCUAUGAGAACAGAGAGUACCUUGUACCAGAGUCGAGUGAGGAAUCCGAUAUAUAACCCGGACUCCCUCGGAUACUGAUCUGUGUCCUGAAACACUGUCCCGCCAUUGUGGAUCCAAAGAUUUGGCACUCGGAAAGGAAAGUUAAGUUCCUUCAGAGGCCCACUCACAGAAUUCCAGACUUAAACUGAUGCCAUGUUGUUAAUGCUGUCUCAUUUUUGUCAGUCACAUUUUGCCAAGUAAAAGCAUUUUUACACGAUUCUUUAUUUGAUCAUCGUCUUAUACAGUAGGUGUGCAUGCAUUCAAGAAAUGUUCAUAUUUUGUCUAUUUAUUCAAUACUGUAAUCAUGGUGUUUUUUUACUUUUAAGACAGAAAAAUAAUCUCCGUCCAUGAGCCAUCUACUAGAUCUGCCAUUUUUAAUUGCGUGUAUUUAUUUAUGAUGAGUACACAAUAUUGUAAGAUUUGUACUCACAAUUAAUUUGAUUGCAUCCCAUGUGAAUAUUUUGUCAGAAAUGUAAGUUCUUUAUACAUGUACAAUGUACAAUAGUCGUCAACAUCAUUGUGGCAUUCUCAGUUUUAUGUAAUCUAUUUAAUUUUUUUUUUUUGUAUACAUGUACGUGUACAUUUGGGCAUUUGCAGAAGAACUUCUAUUUACUGUAAAUUAAAAUCAUAAUUUUGUAUAGAAAGGAGGGUGGGUUUGAUGGUCAACAGAUUCCAUUGCUAGCUUUGAUUAUUAGUAACUUAGCAGUAUUACCAGAAUUUAGGAUCUUAAUUCUCACCAUUCAUUUACCCGUAUAUCAUUUUGCCAAAUAGUUUAUGCCAAUAAAUCAAAAAUAAUGAUAAUAAAUUGCUGAAAGAAAGGUUAAAAAUGUAUACAUUACCAUGGUUUAUUCAUAUUGUGUGUUACAUGUAUUUUGUAAUAUACUCUAGAGCAUGGUGUGGUUGUAAAUCAAUAUUAUUAUGUUGUUUAUCAUAAAUAGUCAACAGGCAGUGGGAAUGAUGCUUACAUACAUUAUAUUGAAACCAAAAGAUUUCCCGUUUCCUUAGAUAAAGUAUUUGUCAUUGAUAUUUUGGUUUGGAAAUUUGCUUGUUCUGUAAAUGGCCAUAUUCAUUUUGAGGAAAAAGGUCUCAAAAUGAUUGCCUAUAUGUUUUGUAUUCAUUACACAUUAUCGGUUAUAUAGUAGUGCUGUCAAUGUUUGUGAGCCACUAGUAUACAGAACAAUGUUAUAGUUUUACAGAGUUCUUUUGAAACUACAGAUGUACUAGUACUAGAUUUAUAUUAAGUAUACAUUUAGUGAAAGGUUUUCUACCAGUACUUUAUGUAUUCAAGUGGAAAUUACCAGUUGUAGCUGCCAACGUUUGUGCAUGUAAUGCAUUUGCUUUUGUUUUUAUGCAAGCUUAGUUAAAUACGAUAAAGUCUGCUUUAAUUAUAGCCAGGUCAUCUGAAAUCCAUCCACUUCAUGUUUUCACCAAUAUAUAUAUAUAUAUAAAAUGAACUUAUGUUUGGUGUAUAUAACACUUUGAUCAUCCUAUCAUGACAAGUAACUGAUUGUUGAGGGUUUAAAUAGACAUCUACAUAAAGGGGUAAAUCUUUGCCUUGGGUCACAAUUUUUUUUUGUUUAAAAAAAAAGUAACAGUUCAUAAUUUUUAUGUGUAAGAUAAAUUGUAGAACCAUUUCAUAUUUUGGCAGUCUGUUUUUCCUUUGCAUAAUGAUAAGCAUUAUUGACUUCAUUUGUUAUUUGAUGUGCAAUGAAAUCAGCCUGUAUCACGUGUAAUGUGCAAUUGACAUUAUAAGAAGUCAGGUGACUGGUCCCGUUUUAGCACUGCCCUCACUCUGGUGUAUCUAUUGAUGUAGUCCUUGUGAAUAAAUUCAUGGUGUAUCAUUA